Molecule: messenger RNA, 1993 nt
Organism: Symsagittifera roscoffensis
Lineage: Eukaryota; Metazoa; Xenacoelomorpha; Acoela; Convolutidae
Exons: 2
Coding region: 431-1762 (443 amino acids)
Molecular function (GO): metal ion binding
Source: RefSeq, a predicted model, not a curated record
CCCAACUUACCAAAAUUCGAAGCAGCAUCUAUAAUUUGAUCGAGAUUUUAUUAAAAGCAAAUGCGAUAAAAAGUCAACUAAGUGCCGAAUCUUAGUUCAAUAUAAACAUCCUUUGAGUUUUAUUUUAAUCCUCAAUCUUCAAAAACAGCGCUAAACCCGAUUUUGGUUUCCAUUCCAUCAUCAUAUCACUUUGGAUUCGAACAAACUUUGCAGAAAGCAAUAAAAUAAUUGUAAAUUAGAUUCCUGCAACACAAUCUUCAAAAAGUAACUUAAGAGGAUACCAUUUAUGCUUUAAAUUCUUAAUUUGAAGAAUAAACGUACACAUUUUAAACCAUUCCAAAAUCUGUAUAAAAAUUAAACCGAUAUUAAUUCUUUAUAAACUCAAGCUGCAUAUCUAACUAAAUUCGGAUUCAAAUUCAUAUCGAAAAAAAUGAGCUGUUUUUUGCAAAAUAACUACAUUCAUUUCACCCCCGAGUCUUACUCGUCCCCUUCCGGAUUACGCAACAAUGAGGACGAGUUAUACAAUAACGAUUACGUAACUGUGGAUCCGUUGAUGAUGCCACAAGGAUUUCAGGAAGAACCUGAAGCGCUCUCACUUUGGGGCGUGCCCAAUUAUACUCAUGAGGGGAAUAGUCAGAUUGGAGGGGGAGUUAGUCCGGAUGAUGAGGAUACAGGGUACAAUUCAAUGCCCAAAAUGGCCCAAAAGGACCAAAACAAAAAGACCGAUCUGAACUUGGACUUGUUGCAAAGUGGAUUAGAAAGCGUGUUGGCACCUGGCGUUGAUUACCACUCAACUGGACGCGUUUCCAGACCAUCUUCCGGAAGAUCAACCAGAUCAUCAUUCUAUCGAUUCACUUUCUCAUCAGAAUCUCUCAAAUCAUCCGCCUUUCAGUCGCGACAGAAAUUAGACAAAAACUCCUCGAAUCGCACUAAAAUCUCUAAGUUUAAUUCAAAUAGCUAUAAUAACUACAAUAGUUCUAGUAGUUAUAAAUUAGAACCCAAAUCGGACUCGGAUUCACAAGACUACAAAAUGUUCGCUUCUACCACAACAACUCACUCGACAAGCACCAUUCCUCACUCCAGGGUUUCCAGGUAUCCUAACUUUACUGAAAGCAACCUCUACUACAAUCGAGGACCUUUGAUCUUCCCUUUUGGCGAGGAAAACACGAUUGUCAUUGACUUCAAAGAAGCUAAAAAAUCCGAGGAAAAAGGGAAAGAGUUUUCUGGAGGACGACCUAAGUGGAUUUACAGCAACAUCGGUAGUAAUUUCAGCGACGAUGAUGAGGAUAAAGAAAACUCGGACGCUCCCAGGAGCAGCAGGUCUUUCAAACGAACCAGCACUCCUGAAUCCAAGUUCAGAUCUCACCUAGCACCAGGAGCAAAGCCGGAUCCCUUCCGAGACUACUUGGCACCCGGACGAUCCAGUGCUUUCUGUCCAGUUGCUAAGAAUCCUAGCCGAAAGAGCUCGCCGACUGAAAUGCCUCUCGGAUCUUCGAGGACUCCUGAGAACUCGUCGCGUGACCGAAGGGAAAACUCGGGUAACUCACGAAGCCGCAAAACUAACAGGAACGACUCGAGAGUAAUGAACAAAAACAAACUGAGCAAACCUCCAGGAUUUGGACGAGGGGUGGGUUCGAACUCCCCCUCACCGACUGACUUCAAAGUGGACAAAUCGCACCCGAAAUACAAGACUGAAAAAUGUGUCAACUACCCAAUGGGUCAUUGCAAAUUUGGCGACAACUGCGCAUUCAUUCAUGCGUAGCGAGGGUCAAGAGUUCGAUUCCAGCGUGGAUCAUUUUGACUGACAACUUCGAUUAAGCAGAAGUUAAUUUAUAAAAUAACUUUUUUGUAACACUAAUCGUAAAGAUUGCUCUGCCUAAUUUCAUUCAUUUGAUACAAGUUGCACAACUGAAUUAAUUUAAAUGGAUGAAAAUAAUUUUGUUCAUUACUUAAAGCUUCUACUUCUGAAUACUUUAAAGCGAUAUGCAAUCAU